CUCUGCCUUGGAACUUGACUCUUCUCUAGGAAGAGCACUAAGCUGACCAGGAAUAUGGCCCCAGGGCUUCUGACAACCAGGGAUCAGCCAUGUGUACAAUCAUAUGAUGAGUCUUGCAAAUCCUAGUGAACAUCAAACCUGGGGGUGGUCUUGGGGACCCCUGACACCAACAGGAAGAAAGGAAACAGGAAAAAUAUGGGCAUUAAUGGCCUUCAGGGAUGUGGCUGUGGCCUUCACCCAGAAGGAGUGGAAGUUACUGAGUCCUGCUCAGAGGACCCUGUACCGGGAUGUAAUGCUGGAGAACUACAGUCACUUGGUAUCACUGGGAAUUGCCUUUUCCAAACCCAAACUCAUCACACAGCUGGAACAAGGGGAUGAGCCCUGGAGAGAGGAGAGCGAAUGUCUUCUGGACCUUUGUCCAGCAGAACCAGGGACAGAAUGCCAGCCAUAUGGCCAUUCCUGCCCGCUGGCCUUUUCCAGCACACAGUUCCUCAAACAGUAUGUGCUGUGCGGUCACCUUCCUCCGAUCGUCCCCAGCUCAUACGCAGGAAGCCCCAUCCCAACGGAAGCUCCAGCCUGCUCAAGUGAACAAGCAGACGAUGGAGACACAGAAGGGAGACUUCACCUGAGUGGGGCUUCCAGGGUGCUCUUCAGACCCUCUCAGGGCCAGCCAGCUGACUGGGUGGAAGGCAACAGAGCGAGGCAUCCUGAGGAGGCAGGCCUCUCGGCAUCUGAAGCAGCCACGUGUGGAGAAUACAGACUGGGGUUCGAUGCCAGCCCUAACUUCUUGAGCCUCCAAAAGCACCAUGUAUGCCCUGACUGUGGCAGAAGCUUCUGUCAGAAGUCAGACCUCACCAAGCACCAGAGGACACACUCAGGGGAGAAGCCUUACAGCUGCAGGGAGUGUGGGCGAGGUUUCGGCCGCAAGUCCUCCCUCACCAUCCACCAGCGGAAACACUCAGGGGAGAAGCCUUACGUGUGCCGGGAGUGUGGGCGCCACUUCAGGUACACGUCCUCACUCACCAACCACAAAAGGAUACACUCCGGGGAGAGGCCCUUCGAAUGUCAGGAAUGCGGGCGAGGCUUUCGCCAAAAGAUCGCCCUCAUCCUGCAUCAGCGGACACACUUGGAGGAGAAGCCCUUUGUGUGUCCUGAAUGUGGCAGAGGCUUCUGCCAGAAGGCGUCGCUCCUCCAACACCGCAGCUCGCAUUCGAGCGAAAGGCCCUUCUUGUGCCUUGAGUGUGGGCGUGGCUUCAGGCAGCAGGCGCUGCUCCUCAGUCACCAAGUCAUACACUCAGGGGAGAAGCCUUAUGUCUGUGCUGAGUGUGGCCACAGCUUUCGCCAGAAGGUCACCCUUGUCAGACACCAGAGGACGCACACGGGGGAGAAGCCCUACCUGUGUCCGGAGUGUGGGCGUGGCUUUAGCCAGAAGGUCUCCCUCUUGGGACACCAGAGGACGCACACAGGGGAGAGGCCCUACCUUUGCCCAGAGUGUGGCCGUGGCUUUGGUCAGAAGGUCACCCUCAUCAGACACCAGAGGACACACACAGGGGAGAAACCUUACCUGUGCCCAGAGUGUGGACGCACCUUUGGCUUCAAGUCACUCCUCACGAGACACCAGAGGACGCACUUAGAGGAGGCAGCUGAUGUGUACGGAGUAUGUGAGCAAGGACUUGGCCAGAAGGCCCACUUCACCUCUGACCCGAGGUCACACUCGGGGAAGCCAUGUGUGUGUAGUGAGUGUGGACGAGGCUUUGGCUUCAGGUCGGCCCUCAUCAGACACCAGCGCACUCACUCGGGAGAGAAGCCUUAUGUGUGCAGGGAGUGCGGCCGAGGCUUUAGCCAGAAGUCUCACCUUCACAGACACAGGAGGACCAAGUCUGGCCAUCGCCUCCCACCUCCAGGGCUGCUCUCCUGACCUUCCCUUUCCUUAGGAGUGGGAGAAAGCACCAGGAAAUGUUCCUCAAAUGCAGAGGAGGAAAAAAUGUGUUCUUUCAGUGAUUGGAAGAUACCUGAUUUAUGGUUUAUUUUCCAUGCUAGCCAUGUUUUAAUUUGCUAGGGCUGCCAUAACAAAACACCACAAACUUGUUGGCUAAAGAACGAUUUUCUCACAGUUCUUGGGACUGAUGUCCAAGAUCAGUGGAUGCACUUUGGUUUCCACUGAAGCCUCGCUCCUCAGCUGGCAGAUGCCUGCAUCCUUACGGGGUCCUCUCCUGACCUUUGUAUGUGCGCUGCUUGUACGAACCACAGCCUUACUGGGUUAGGGCCCCACUCUGUCACCAAAUAAGGUCACACUUAGGGUUCUGGCUUCAACAUAUGAAUUUGGAACAUUUCGGCCCAUAAGUCAGCCUCCUGAACCCCCAAAACUCAUGUUCUUAACAGCUCCCAAAGUGUUGACCAAUUCCAGUAAUGAGUCUGUCCAAAAUCUCAUGUAAAUCAGAUGUGGGUGAGGCAAGGGGUACGUUUCAUCCUGAGGCAGUGUUCCUCUCCAGCCGUGAACCAGACAAGUUACCACAGAUGUAGAACUGCGUUUCCUUAACACAAGGGGAAGCAAGAUUGAUGGGCCCUCAGCAGGUCUGUGGCGGAGCAGGCAACCUCUACUAGGCUUUAAGGCUUGAGAAUAACGGCUGGUGGGGUAUUUCGCCCCCUAGUCCCGCUGGGGUGGCGGCAGCAGGGCGCAGAGCCCUGAGACCAGGGAGGCAUUCACCCUCCGGGCCCACCAAGGGAUUGGCAGACCAGCUGCUUUCUUUCACCACUGGGGUCACCGUUUGCUCUUCCUGGCAGGUAGCACCACAGAAGUCUGGCAGCUGGCCUUUGCUCUGUCCUGUCUGUACCAUUCUUGGUUCAACUGAGCAUCAAGUGGCUGUCCACUGGUGUUCUCUCCAGAGUAGGUGCUCUCAUUUUCACAAUAUGGAUAGGCUACGAAUUCUCUAAAUCUUCAAGUUUGCUAAACAGUUCCUUCACGUUACCUCCCUCCUCACAUAUUUCUCUGAGGGGCAAUGAGAAACAGGUACACCUUCCAACACCUUGCUUAGAAAUGUCCUCAGCCUCCACUGAACACCGGAACACAACCCAGUGACAUUCUUUGGUGCUUUAUAAUCAGGAUUCUCUUUAGUUUCUGGUAAUGUUCCCCAUUUCUGUCAGAGGCUGCAGCGGAAUCCCUUCUACUUCCUCUGUUCCUACCAUAGUCUUCUUGAAGCAACCCUGGCUUUCUCCAGCAAGCACAUCAAAAAACUUCCUCUACCCAUGACCCAGUUCCAAAACCACCUCCGUAGUUUUUCAUAUUUCUAACCGCUCACCACUCAGUACCAAAACUGUAUUCUUUUGCCUGGGCUGCCGUAACAAAACCAGAGACUGGAAUUCUAAGACCACUUCGACCUACCGAACCUUGCCCACUGGCCGGCAGGUGGUGCCUUCUCAUGUGGCUGUUCCUUGCAUGUGUGCCAGAGAGCACGCGAGCUCUGGUGUCCCUUACUCCACCCCUACAACAUCAUUUAACUUUCGGUACUUCCUUAGGUCCUGUACUCAAAUACUGUCACAUUAGGAAAGGGCUUCAUCAUGGACUUUUGGGGAAAAAUUCCAUUCAUAACACCUGCCCUCUGGACACCCCCCAAAUUCCUGCCUGGCCCUCGACCCCUACCAUAAAUCUGAUCUUUCCUUUUCCCAGGAGUGUGAAGCUAGCAGGAAGCACUGGGCAGCGCUGCACUUUCCUGAAGUGGAAUGCAAGCAGCAUGCUGCUUCUCUCAGGGGCCAGGGUUGUGUGUGUGUUUGGGGGGGGUGGGGAGUAGUGGGGGAGCUGGACAUACCUGCUUUCUAAGCCCUCCUCCACACCCAGGUCUGUUUAAUAAACUGCUUCCUUAUAAAGCUAAACCCCGAUCAUACACCUCAUUCAGCUCUCAGGAAUCCCAUGGUCCUGAACCUCAGGAGACAUGGAAGGUCACAUGUUUGUUUUGGACUCUGACCCUGUGUGUGGGGAGGGCCUUCAUCACCCUUUCUUAGGUCCUCCAACAGUGCCACCGAGGGCCUCUUCCUGCACCCCUACAUCCUGUUAGCCACACCCUUGUACCAGUGAUCCAGCUUGAGGACUUGAGACCUUUCUUCCAUGAUCCUGCCUAGUCCUCCAGUCAGGGACUAAGCACUAGAGCACCUGUCUUUAUAUCCAGCCCAAGGUUCUGUCCCUUUAGCCUGCCUCUUGCUCUUGAAUCCCCAGAGCCUGACUAGUGCCCAGCCCAGGACCGGCCUUGUCCCUUUGCUUUGGGCACAGAAUGGUCCCCACAAAGUCCUUUUUCCCAGGCCCAGAGGCAAUAAAAGAUAAAUACACAAAAAAAUAAAAACCCCAAAAUUUUACAUGUCAAAAAGUAAGUAGUACCAAAAGACAAAUGUCUGGAAGGAAAAUCUAUCAACAUAUUUCAUAAAGGAUUAAUACCUCCUUUUUCUAAGAACUCCCAAAAAUCAAAAGACCAGAAAUGCCACAGAAAGUGGGCAAAAGACAUGAUCACUAUUAAGUAUACAAAUAAGCACAGUCUGCUGCUUACAGCAGAAUGCCAAAGGCCAACUGGUAACUACAUUUUUUUUCCUAGUAACAUCUUAUCAUUAUGGUGUUUUUCUCAAAGCUAAGAAAUUAGGACAGCACUGUUAGGAACUAUUCAGUUUUCCACUAUUGUCUUUUUUUGUGAUCUAGGAUCCCGUACUGCAUUUGUUCUCAUGUCUCUCUAGUCUCCUCCAAUCUGGGAUAGUUCCUCUGUCAGUCUUUGUUAUCCAUGAACUUGACUCUAGAGUUGGUCAGAUAUUUUAUAGAACACCAGUUUGGGACUGUCUGAUAUUUUCUCAUUAUUAUAUUUGCAUUAUAGACUUUCUAGAAUACCACAGAAGUGAAGAAUCCUUACUAUAUCAUAUCAAAGGGUAAUGAUACCAUCAAGGUUUAUUCCAAGUAAUGUAACCUUGAUCACUUGGUAAAAGUGGUGGCUGCCACGACUUUCUACUGUAGACUCCCCGUUUUUCUCCUUCCAUGCUCCAUUCAUUAGAAGUAAUCAGUCCAGUCCAUAUUCCAAGAGGAAGGGAAUUAAGCUCUAGCCCCCAGAGGAUGCACCUUAUGAUUUGUGCUUCUUGCAUCCACCACCCCACAGAACAAAGCUGCCCAGUGUGUUCUGGCUCCCAAACGAGCAAAAGACACCCCAGGUAGGUCCAUUCCUCACUGGAUGGAACAAAAGUCCUGCUGACAAGACCAGGUGAGCCCAGCAGCACCAGCAGGUGGAAAUGAUUCUUUUCUCACAGGUUGAGAACUCUGCCUCACCUAGACCCAAUACAGCCAGGGAGGGUCAGUCCUGUCACAGAAACACCUGUUCCAGGAAGUACUCUUUGGCUCCAGAGACCUGAGAUUCCCCAUCUAGAUGCAAGACACUUAGGAAGGUGGCACCAGCAAGGACACUCCUGCUAAACUGCCCAGCCCAAGAAGAGAUCCAUCUCCCUUACUGGUAGACAACAGGUUACCAAUAGGCACUGGACAUGGGGAUCCUGACACGUCAGCAGCUCAGCCUGUGAAGCUUUUGCUUCCCUUUUGGGCCAGAGCAUCCCUUCCCCAUUUGGAGACACUGGGCAUCCUGUUUUGGGGCAACUCUUUCCACACCUAACACCAGCAGGAGAAAGUGGAAGAAACAGUGAUACCAAAUAAGCUAAGUUUCCCUAAAUAGCAUUGCAAGAGCUCUGAAAGCUACACUAUCAUUGGAUCAAACAGAACCCACAGAAAUAGGCUCUGAUUUGGGAACAAACCUAAGAAUAGGGUGACUGCCUGCUGAAGUCAAAGGUUUAAAUAAGACCCAGAGUCUCUUAACAGCUAAAUGUGCAAAAUGCAAUAUAAAGUUACUCAUCAUAACAAGAACCAGGAUAUCACAACUUAUAAUUUAUGAGAAAAGACAAUCAACUGACACCAGCAUGGAGAUAAGUAUGAUAUUGGAACUGACAAGGAUUUUAUUUUUUUUAAAGAUUUUAUUUGACAGAGAUCGCAAGUAGGCAGAGAGGCAGGCAGAGAGCCUGAUGUGGGGCUUGAUCCCAGCACCCUGGGAUCAUGACCUGAGCUGAAGGCAGAGGCUUUAACCCCUGAGCCACCCAGGCGCCCUAGAACUGACAAGGAUUUUAAAGCAGCCAGUAUAAAAGUGCUUCAAACAAUCACAAAUUCUCUUGAAACAAAUGAAAAAAGUACAAGAUCUCAAGAACAAAAAACAAAAAACCCAGAAGUUACAUCAAAGUUCAACUGGAAAUUGUAGAACUAAAAAAAACCCGAGAAAUUUAAAAGCUUAUUGGAUGGGCUUAAUGGUGGAGUUGAUACGCCAGAGAAUGGAACUGGAGAACAGAGGGUAGAUUAAUAGAAUUUAGUAAAUCUGAACAAUGGAGAAAAAAGACUGAAAAAAAAAAAAAUCUUUGGGACAAGAACAAAAAAGCUACCUUUUAUGUCAAGUCCCAGAAAAUGAGAAAGGAAGUGGGACUGAGAAAACAUUUGAAUAUUUUGAAGAAAUGACCAGAAACAUACCGUAUUUGGCAAGAAACAGAAAUGUGCAUAUUCAAGAAGCCAAGUGAACACCAAAUUCAAAGAUGUCCACACUAAGACAUUAAUAAAAUUCUGAAAUCUAAAGACAAAAAAAAAUCUUGAAAGCAGCCCCAGAGAUAUGUCCCAUUACCCACAGGGGGGACACCAAUUCAAAUGGCAGCAGAUCUCUCAUGAAAUUAUGGAGGUCACAAGAAGGUGGCACAUUUUUCUUCCAAGUGCUGAAAGAAGACUAUUAACUGCAGACUGAGUAUCCGCCAAAACCAUCCUUCAAAAAUGAAGGCAGAAAAAAAAAAAAAAAAGGCAGAAUUAACAAACACAUUUCCAGAUGAUAGAGAACUGUAAGAAUUUGUUGCUAGCAGACCUGACUUUAAAAAAUGGCUAAAAGGAAGUUCUUCAAACAGAGAAAAUAAAAGAAUGGAGCAUCAGGAAGAAAGAAAAAAAACAUGAAAAGAGCAUAAAUAUGACACAUAAAACAGGCCAUCCUUCUACCCACAAGUUUUUAAAAUCAGAUGUGAAGAUUGAAGCAAAAGCCAUAGUAUCACCUGAUGCUCUAGACAAUGAUGUUUAAGAGUGGGAAAAGGGCCCUGAAUAAAAAUAACAUUUUCACACUUCACUCCAAGUAGUAAUAUACUGAUAGACUGUGAUACGGACUUAUGUGUAUUGCAAUACCCAGAGCAACCACUAAGAAAACUAUACAAAGAGAUACACUAAAAAACAAAGAAUUAAUCCAAAGAGAAUCUUAACAACCCACAGAAGAGAGAAACAGAAAAAUUAGACUUAGAGGAAACAAAUUUAAAUUCGGUAAUAAAAUGGCCAACUUAAGCCCUAACAGAUCAGCAAUUAAUUACCUUAAGACUGGUUCUAAUUACACCAAUCAGAAGACAAAGAUUGUGAGGGUGGCCUUUAAAAAAAACAGCAACUCCCCAACUAUACACUGUUCAUCAAAUUUGAUGACAUAGGUAGACUGAAAGUACAAAGUAUGGGAAAAUAUACACCAAGCAAUCAUUAAUUUGUAAAGAGUUAAGUUCCCACAUUAAUAUCAAAUACAACAGACUUCACAGCAAAGAAAUUACCAGAGACAAAGAGGGAUUAUUUCCUCCUGUAUUAUUAUAUAAUCACUGCACCAGGAUGAUAUAACAAUCCUAAAUGUGAAUGAACCAAAUAACAAUAUGCGUGAAGCAAAAACAUAGCGCUGAAAGAGACUUUGAGAAAAUUCAUUAUUACUGUUGAAGACCUCAACACUGCUCUCUCAGCAACUGAGAACUACAGAACAAAAAUCAGCAAGGAUGUCUAGUAGACCCGAACACCAUAAUCAAGCACCAGGAUCUGACAUAUGUAUCACUCCAUCCAAAAACAACAGAAUAUGUUUGUUUUUCAAAGCAGCAGUGAAAUACUCACCAAGACCAUAUCCUGGUCCAUAAAACAUACCUCAACAAAUUUAAAAGAAUUAGUAAAGAGUAUAUUCUUUAACUAUAAUUAAAUCAAACCAGACAUCAAAAACAGAGACAACAGGGACACUUAGACUCUGAAAUUUAACAGAGUACUAAACGAUGGGUCAAACAGGAAGUUGUUUCAAAGGAAAUAAUUAAAAAAUACAUUGCACUGAAUGAAAAUGAAAUAAAACAUAUCAGCCUGUGGGGUGCCACUAAUGCCAUGAAGAGGAAACUGAUAGCACUAAAUACAUCAUACAUACAAAAAUGUUUCAAAUCAGUAACUGAAAUUUAUACCUAAAAAACUUGAAAAGUAGAACCCAAAAGAAGCAAAUGGAUAGAAAUAAUAAAGAGUAAAGACCAAUGUAGUUCAUACAGAAAAAUAGUUAAAGGAAUAAAAUGCUGGUUCUCUAUGAAGUAAAAGAAACUUGACUAAUCUCUUGUAAGAAUGACACAAAUUAGAGCAAAAACACAGAUUAUCAAAAUCAGGAAUGAAAUGGGAUAUCACUAUAGAUCUUGUAGCCAUCAAAAUGGUAAUAAGGGAGUGCUAUGAACAAUUUUACUAUGGUCAUGAAUUCCAUAUCUCUGAAGAAGUGGACCAAUUCCUUAAAAACCACAUCCCCAAAUUCUAGAUCAAAUAGAUAAUCUGAGUGUUUACAUAACCACUAUAAAAAUGAAUUCAUAAUAUUCCUUUUAUACAUGGUUGGGUUCUGUUUGCUAAUUUUGAGGAUUUUUGCAUGCGUUUUCAUGAGAGAUACUGGUCAUUUUAUACUUUGACAUUUUCUUUGCUUUUGUUAUUAGGGAGUACUGGCCUCAUGAAAUAAGUUCGGAAAUGUUCCUUCCUCUUUUCUGGGAGAGACUGUAUAACAUUGGUAUUAAUAAUCCUUCUUCAAAUGUUUGGUAAAAUACUCCGGUGAAACCAUCUGGGCCUGGAGAUUUCUUUUCUAAGAAAUUUUAAGAUCUACUACUGCUCUUGUACUGAGUAACUUUUCAGACCAAUAAGUACUUCAGUAAUUGUGUAUAAACCCAAAACUCUACCAAAAAAGAGAAAAAAAGUAAUGCUUAGGCCUCAUAAGCACCACAUUUCCAAUAAAGUGCAGUCCUUCACUGUAUCUCCCAGGGCUAGAGCUGAAAGCCACAAGGGAAGUUUGUGUGGUGGUGUGUUUUAGGCAAUCAGAACAAAGAUAAAAUGGCCUUUCCUUCAACUGUGGUGCUGCUUCUGUUCCAUAUGGGAACAACAACAACAAAAACCUCCAAUCAUCUUAUUUUUUUUAAAUGGUAGAAAGAUGGGACACAAUUUUUUUUUCUAUUAAAUCCAAUAAUAUGGUUGGCCCAGCUGAGCACAGAAUGAAGGGUCUAUCUUUUCAGUCUGUGAAGGAAGAUUCUGGUUUCCUCAGCAAACCACUACUUACUCACUCUUGGGUCUCCUGGAAGGGAUAGGGUUUUGCAAUCAGCACCAUCCCCUCUCUGGUCUCCUGGCUCCAUUCCAGAAGGAAGCAGACUGAAGUGUGAUGAGAACUCAGAAUAAUCGGUCCAAGAAGAGAAGAGGCAGCACAAAUGGACAUGACUCAGGAAAGCAGCAGCCCUGUUUUCUGCGUACAUGCCUGAAAGCCAAGCAUGUAACUCAUUUAUUCUGUCCAUAGGACAGAUAUUUGUCAUCCUUGAAACUGGUAAUAAUAUCUACCUUUUGGUUUU
This is a messenger RNA of Lutra lutra (Eurasian river otter), 9669 nucleotides long. It is a transcript of the gene ZNF169, whose product is annotated as zinc finger protein 169. The transcript is spliced from 5 exons. Gene Ontology annotation, molecular function: histone H3K36 methyltransferase activity; histone H3K4 methyltransferase activity; recombination hotspot binding. Gene Ontology annotation, cellular component: nucleus. Bases 104 to 1918 code for a protein of 604 amino acids. Gene Ontology annotation, biological process: positive regulation of reciprocal meiotic recombination; regulation of transcription by RNA polymerase II. NCBI's taxonomy places the organism in Eukaryota, Metazoa, Chordata, Mammalia, Carnivora, Mustelidae. The record is from RefSeq and is a predicted model, not a curated record.